GAGGGGGAGGUUGGCUCACUCUAGUUAUGAGGUUUGUCUUUUGAUUGGAACUGAAGAUUCCUCUAUUUCUUAUUCCUGGACUCUCCCACCCCCACCAUAGCCAAAAGGGGACCUCCUAGGAACUCCUCCUUCUUUCCUAGAUUAUCCAACAACUCCACAAAGACCAAUUGAACCUCUACAUGGAGAAAGAUAAGUUGAAGAGGGCUGGAGAAUUGGAUUCCCUUAGAGGUCGACAAAGCCAACUCCAGGCCCAGGUGGAGAUGUGUAAGGACAAGAUUGCUGCUGUGGAGGUCAGAGAGCAAGAACUCCUGGAUCAGAAUCAAAGACUGCAGUAUGAGCUGGACAAGGAACAAGAAGAGGUGAAGCGGUUACAGCUAUUGUUGACUACCCAGGGAACACUGUAUGAUCACCAGCUGAAGAAGAAGGAGCAAGAGCUAUGGAAGCUCAAGGAGAAAGUCCAGGUGCUUGGAGAACGGCGAGACAAAAGGGCUUCUAUUGACAUUCUCAAUACCUUGAACUGGAUGGAUGGAAAGCGGACCCAGUGGAGGGCAGACAAGGCUGACAACAAGAAGGAAGGAGAGCUGUUCCGGACUGUGGUGGCAAACCUAGAACAACAAGUUGCAGAAAUUUCCCAGGAGAAUAAAAAAAUGAAACAGUUUUUAGGCCAAUUGGAUAGGGAUGUGAUCAAUCUUCUGAAUCUCCCUCAAAGUGACCCUUCUGAGGAUAAUGGAGAAGGAGCUGCAGUUGACAAUGGUGAUAUAAUAUGGGAACACUGGAAUUCCCUCAAAAAGGAAGUAGAAAGGCUGAAAGGAAAUGCCUCAGAAGAAUGCCUCUGCAGGGACCCCAUGACUAUCAUCACAGAUCAGGAUAAAGAGUUGGCUCAACUGCGUCAGGAGAUCCAGCAGAGCCGGGACCUGAUUGUGUGGCAACAACAGUGCUUCCAGGACCAGAUAAACCAAGCAGAGGAACUUCCCCAAGACACCACAGGCUCAUAUUUCUUGGAAGAGCAGCUGCAGCUUCAGGAGGCAAAGGCACUAUUUGCUCGGCAGCAGGCUAAUUUUGAAUUAGAACGGCAUCGUUUUACAGAGGCUGCCAUCCGUCUGGGGCAUGAACGUCGCUGCUUUGAGCAGGAACGGGCCAUGUUCAUGAAGGACUGGCUGCUUGAACAGCCACCAAGUCAUUCCCAAGGGAAUCCCCAACUUUGUUCAGAUUUAUCAGCUCCUCAAACUCCAGAACAAGAGCUAUGCCUAAAGAAUCCUGGAAUCACUCUUUUUUCCACAAGCAAUCAAAGAUUGGACAGAAAUCCUUCUGGUGAAAAAGCUUAUCAGGACCCCCCAAUAUAUAGACUCUUUAAGAAGCUUCCUGGUAGGCCUUCUCCAAUAAUCAAUUGUUUUUAUGCAAAAGGUAGACAUGAAGAUGCGCAGUCUUUUUAGGGGACAGUGGGAGUCAAAAGGGCAUUUUAAUCAUUGUGUGUUAAUAAAAAAUUGUGUCAAUAAAGAGAUUCUACUUUUCUA
Antechinus flavipes (yellow-footed antechinus) is the source of this 1514-nucleotide messenger RNA. RefSeq names its product afadin- and alpha-actinin-binding protein B-like. The coding region runs from base 180 to 1433 and encodes 417 amino acids. The transcript is spliced from 11 exons. The record is from RefSeq and is a predicted model, not a curated record. Lineage: Eukaryota; Metazoa; Chordata; Mammalia; Dasyuromorphia; Dasyuridae.